Nelumbo nucifera (sacred lotus) is the source of this 1266-nucleotide messenger RNA. RefSeq names its product F-box/RNI-like superfamily protein. The record is from RefSeq and is a predicted model, not a curated record. Gene Ontology annotation, molecular function: protein binding. NCBI's taxonomy places the organism in Eukaryota, Viridiplantae, Streptophyta, Magnoliopsida, Proteales, Nelumbonaceae.
AUGGAUGACAUUUUGGUUGAAGAUAUAAUCAGUGAUCUACCUCCGAUCAUUAUAGAGCACAUCCUUGUGUCUAUGCCGUUAAGGGAUGCUGUGAGAACAAGCAUAUUAUCUAAAAAAUGGAGAUACAAAUGGGUUACAAUUCCAAAUCUGAAAUUUGAUGAUCAAUGCAUCCCAACCCAUUCAAAUGCUGAGCUUCUUGUUAAGACCGAAAAAUUCGUCAACUUCGUGCAUCGAUCUCUCUUACUUCAUAGCGGCCCAAUUCACAGGUUUGAGGUCUCUGUUUCGUGGCUGAGGAGUUGCUGUGAUGUAAAUCAAUGGAUACUUUUCUUAUCGAGAAAUGACAUAAGAGAAUUUAUCCUCAAUCUGGAUUUUUAUCAUGAAUGGUUUACUGUCCCAUCUUGCCUCUUCUCUUUCCAAAAGUUGAAUAUUUUGGAGCUCCAUUGUUGCACACUGAUACCACCUCCUACGUUUAAAGGGUUUCAUUCUUUGAAGAACCUCCAGCUCGAAAGUGUUGUCUGUGGAAAUGAGACAGUUAGAGAUUUUAUUUCCAGCUGCCCACUUCUCGAGGAAUUAGUUCUAGCAAAUGUCGAAGGCCUAGAUUUUCUUCAAAUACAAGCGCCAAAUCUGAAGUUCUUACAUGUUGAUGGUGGAUUCCAAGAAAUUGUCAUACAAGAUACCCCACUCUUACGCAAUGCAGUAUUUGUUUUCCAAAUUAGUGAUGAAAUCGCAGAUUUCCUUGAUAAAAGCGGUACUUGUAAUUUGACAAAGACCCUUAAUGGUCUAGUUGGUCUUGAGAGUCUUAAGAUAGAGAUCAUGCAGUUUUUUUCAUAUGGUGACAUACCGGAUAGACUUCCCACAACAUAUAAUGACAUGAGGAAUCUUGAAUUAAGCUGUAGUUUUGAAGACGAAUACGAUAUCUCGUGUGCACUUUGCUUGAUUAGAAGCUCUCCCAACUUACGUCGACUUAGAGUUGAGGAUUACUCAGAUAAGAAGGCUGCAAUGCAAGCAUCAGGUUUGGAUUUCUGGGAGAGAGAAAGCUACUCAGGUUGCUUUAUGAGUCAGCUUCAAUUUGUGUCAAUGGGUCACUUGUUGGGUGCACCACAUGAAUUGCAGUUCAUAAAAUUCAUCCUCUCUAAUUCACCAGCGCUCAAAACAAUGACUAUAACGCCUCAUCCACAGAAUGAUAGACGAGAAGAUAUGCUGAUACAGUUACUACAAUUAGAACGAGCUUCUACACAGGCCAAGAUUAUGUACGUUAAAGAGUAG